Molecule: messenger RNA, 1002 nt
Organism: Eimeria maxima
Lineage: Eukaryota; Apicomplexa; Conoidasida; Eucoccidiorida; Eimeriidae
Product: zinc finger (CCCH type) protein, putative
Exons: 3
Coding region: 1-1002 (333 amino acids)
Molecular function (GO): metal ion binding; mRNA binding
Source: RefSeq, a predicted model, not a curated record
AUGGAUUACCCAAUGAUUGCCGCGAUCGCUAGCCACCAAGACCGCAGGCUGCCGGUGUUUAUUCCCCGCUUGGUGGACUAUCCUCCUAUCUUCUGUCCUCCCCCACCUUACAUGCCCCAACAAAUGUAUAGAGGACCAGCAAAGGCGCCUGUUAACAGACUUGUCAACACAAAGUUAUGCAGUCGUUAUCUCUCCAAGGGAUACUGCAGAAAGAGAGAUUGUACUUUUGCCCAUUCUGUUGAAGAACUGCGCCCUACCCCUGAUCUCCGGUGCACUAAGUGGUGUCGUUUCGUCUUCUUUGGUCUUGAAUGUAAUGAUGCUCGUUGCCCUUAUGCACAUUCACAAGAAGAACUUCAACCACAACCCCCAGAGUUUAAAACAACUCUUUGUAGAUUUGCAAAAAGAGGAAAAUGUCUAAAUGGAGAUAAUUGCCGAUUUUUGCAUCCUCACGAAGUUAGACCUUCCUCGCACCGCCGCCCUGAAAGACUUCACAGAGUUCCUCGUCUUAGCAACCCCUCUACUGAAGAAGAACUGGCGGGUGUACAGACAGUGGUAGAAGAGGAAGCAGCAGCUCGCUUUGUCGCUCAAGAAUUCGAGACCAAUGAAGAGGAACUCAUCAGCCCACCACUUGUCCCCACUACGACCCCCGCUGCAGCUGCUGCAGCAGCAGCAGCCGCAGCAGCCGUGGCAGUAACUGCAGCAGGAGGCGUACCAAUGACUACUAGCCCAGAAACACCUCGUGUUGUCAACAGAACAAGGCCUCUUCUAUGCAGUCCCUGUGUCGUGACAGGUGUCGAGACACCUGCUGGUUACGAAGAAGACGACAACGGAGAAUAUGAAGGAAGUUCUACUCCCUCUCGCCAUCAAAGACAACGGAAAGCUACAACUCUUGUUCCUAACACGCUUUCUCGCGACUCAACAAGAGAUGACGAGCUGCAUGGCUCCGUAGAACGCAUCAUGACAGCAGCCGGCACUCUGGGUUUGGCUGAAGACCCUAACUAA